GAGCUGAUGGUCCGGCUGAGCGAGGGGCAGUACGUGCUGUGCCGAUGGACAGACGGGCUCUACUACCUCGGCAAGAUCAAGAGGGUGAGCGGCUCCAAGCAGAGCUGCCUCGUCACGUUUGAGGACAACUCCAAGUACUGGGUCCUCUGGAAGGACAUUCAGCAUGCCGGUGUCCCGGGGGAGGAGCCCAAGUGCAGCAUCUGCCUGGGGAAGAAGUCGGGCCCCAGGAACGAAAUCCUCAUCUGCGGGAAGUGCGGGCUGGGUUAUCACCAGCAGUGCCACAUCCCGGUGGCGAGUGGCGGCGAGGGCCCGCUGGGGACGCCGUGGUUCUGCCGCCGCUGCAUUUUUGCCCUGGCCGUGCGGAAAGGCGGUGCCCUGAAGAAAGGAGCCAUUGCCAGGACGCUGCAAGCCGUGAAGAUGGUGCUGUCCUACAACCCCGAGCUGCUGGAGUGGGAUUCUCCACACCGCACCAACCAGCAGCAGUGCUACUGCUACUGCGGGGGCCCCGGAGAGUGGUACCUGAAGAUGCUGCAGUGCUACCGCUGCCGGCAGUGGUUCCACGAAGCCUGUACCCAGUGCCUCAGCGACCCCAUGAUGUUUGGAGACCGGUUCUAUGUGUUUUUCUGCUCUGUAUGCAACCAGGGACCAGAAUACAUCAAGCGCCUGCCCUUGAGAUGGGUGGACAUCGUUCAUCUGGCCCUCUACAACCUGGGUGUGCAGAGCAAGAAGAAGUACUUUGACUUCGAGGAGAUCUUGGCCUUCGUGAACCACCACUGGGACCCUCUGCAGCUCGGGAAGCUCACGGGCACCCCCAUCUCCGAGCGCGGCCCCCACCUCCUGAACGCCCUCAACAGCUACAAAAGCAGGUUUCUGUGUGGGAAGGAGAUCAAAAAGAAGAAAUGCAUCUUCCGCCUGCGGAUCCGCGUCCCCCCGAACCCCCCCAGCAAGGUUCUGCCGGAGAAAGCCCCCGGCGAGGGCGAGAGCAGCUCCUGUGAGCUGAAGAAAGGAGGAAAAAGCAAAUAUGCCCAUAAGGACAGCCUCCAGCAGCAGAAGCGGCGAGCGCGGCGCAAGAGAGCCAAGUUCCUGCUGGAGGAUGCCAUUCCCAGCAGUGACUUCACCUCGGCCUGGAGCACCAACCAUCACCUGGCCAGCAUCUUCGACUUCACGCUGGAUGAGAUCCAGAGCCUGAAAAGUGCCAGCUCAGGACAGACUUUCCUAUCGGAUGUGGACUCCACAGAUGCCACCAGCACCUCAGGCUCGGCCACCACGAGCCUUUCCUACGAGUCCAGCCGCAGGACCGUGGGCAGCCGCAAGCGCAAACUGGCAGUGCCAGCCUACGCCUCGGGGGCCAAGAGGAGAGGGGGCGAGCUGGGCGGGCGCCCGGUCGCCACCACCCCGGAGGGCAGCGAGGCGACGGCCGGCCCCGACCGCCCCGACGACGGCAUCGACAGCCACACCUUCGAGAGCAUCAGCGAGGACGAUUCCUCGCUGUCCCACCUCAAAUCCUCCAUCAGUAGCUACUUCGGGGCCGCGGGCCGGCUGGUGUGCGGGGAGAAGUACCAGGUGCUGGCACGGCGGGUGACGCUGGAGGGGAAGGUGCAGUACCUGGUGGAGUGGGAAGGCACCACCCCUUACUGA
Sturnus vulgaris (Common starling) is the source of this 1638-nucleotide messenger RNA. RefSeq names its product PHD finger protein 19 (gene PHF19). The record is from RefSeq and is a predicted model, not a curated record. Gene Ontology annotation, cellular component: nucleus. Gene Ontology annotation, molecular function: DNA binding; chromatin binding. Gene Ontology annotation, biological process: negative regulation of gene expression, epigenetic. NCBI's taxonomy places the organism in Eukaryota, Metazoa, Chordata, Aves, Passeriformes, Sturnidae.